This is a messenger RNA of Phytophthora nicotianae INRA-310, 2622 nucleotides long. RefSeq lists its product as hypothetical. NCBI's taxonomy places the organism in Eukaryota, Oomycota, Peronosporomycetes, Peronosporales, Peronosporaceae. Bases 583 to 2511 code for a protein of 642 amino acids. The transcript has 2 exons. Gene Ontology annotation, molecular function: ubiquitin-protein transferase activity. The record is from RefSeq and is a predicted model, not a curated record.
AAUUCUGUUAAAGAUGUAACUUACCGCGACGAUUGAGUGUUGCACCCGUUGGUCACUACACAUUCCAGAGGAAACGACUGCCUUGAUCAUCCUUCUCCUAUUCUCAGUCUUCUGGCCAUCGUGGAUGGUGCAGGACAUCGGAGCAGCGUCGUUGCUGCUGACUGAUAUCAACGAGACUUACAGCGACUCAGGCUCGGGGAGUACCCUCACUGCUGGACGCAUGACGGACAUGUCGACGCACCAACGACACAGCAUCGAGUUCUAUCUCUACGUGUUCCUGGGCGUCGUCAUCGCGCUGGCUGGUGGAUCCGUGAUGCUUUACUGUCUCCACCAGCGUCGGAUGCAGCGAUUCGAGCACCACGACAACGCCAACAACAACAUGCAGCGACAUUUACUCGAGGACAGUAUCAUCCAGGAUGGACAGGAAGAGUGGCAGUGUUCUGUGUGCUAUCAUGAAAACCAUCCUGCCAAAAGGGAGUGCCUCAUGUGCGGUACUCCGGAAGGUACGGCAACGGCGGAGACCUUUGUGAUUCUUGUGUUAAUAAUUGUUUAUUUAAUUCAGUUAUCUCACAAGGAGUGGCGAUGUUGCCGCCACCUAUUGGCAAGCAACCGAGAAAGUCCUUCCAGCUGCUCACAAGCGAGUCGACAGAGUCACAGGCGGAGCUCGCAGCACGGAAUCGUUCAUUCCAUGUUCGACGUCUCAAUGAGAUGAAUCUAAACCAAAGACAGCGAGGCGCACGACGACGCCACUUGUGGCAGCGUGAGAGAACAUCUGAUGGUCAGUUCCGCUGGGUUCGAGUAGGCCAUUGCCAACCAUCUCGGAUCAGUCAGUUAGCCUCGAAUAUCCGUGCAAGUUUACCUACUUCACUGCUACCUGCAGCUGGGACGGAGAACGAGCGAGUGUCGGCGCCUGCAGCCUACACUUUUGAUGAAGAAUCUCAUAGUCCUACCAGCCCGAUAUCACUCACAAGGACUAGCCAAGGACUCAACAGGGAAGACCUGGGCGUGGAAACGGAGCUAACUAUGGUUGAGUCUACACAUGCUGACGGGGCCUAUUCACCUGCCAUCCGCAAGAACGUCCGCGGUUGUCGAAGUCCAGUCAACUGCGACGAUCUCACAGCAUCAGCAGUAAGCACAGACGACGGACUGAUAGCUCAGCCGUCCGUCGGCUACGUACGACACGUGAACGAACACGGUCAUGCUGAAUGGGUGGCUGCAGACUCGCUGGUACAUGAGCGAGCGGCAAUGACGGCGAUCGAUAUUGAGGAAUUCCCACGAGCCACCAGCUACAUCGACUUCGAAUCGGUCGCAGCUCUCCCAUUCAAGGCAAAGGUGCGCUGGUUUCUCAAAGAACUGGGCAAGGUAGCUGUCCCAUGGGAUGAAGGUCAUUUGCUCUUAAAAAUCCGUCGUGAAGCAGUGUUGAGUGAGUCCAUGCACUUGCUCAUGCUGGUCCCAGCUGCUGAUCUUAGACAGCGUUUGCGGAUCGAGUUCAUCGAUGAACCCGGGUUAGAUGCAGGCGGUCUGUUACGCGAGUGGGUUCUGCUUCUGUGCGAGCAGCUCUUUGACGAGAGCUAUGGACUAUUCCAGCGGACACACGCCGAUCAAUCUGGCUACUGGAUCAACCCGAACUCCCGUGACAUCCACCGCGAUCACCUGCAUUGCUUCCAGUUCGUUGGCCGAUUACUGGCGAAAUGUCUGCUGGAAGGACAGUUAUUGACGGUGCAUCUAGCACUGCCGCUGCUCAAGCACCUGCUGGGCGUGCCAAUCUCCUUCUCUGACCUCGAAUUCCUGGACGCAGAGCUCCAUCGUCAUGCUCUGUGGCUUAGAGAAAAUGAGGGAGUCGAAGCGCUAGCACUUGACUUCACAGCGCAGCGACAGGGAACUGAUGGAGCCAUCAUCACGGAGGAGCUCAAACCAGGCGGCAAAGAUAUUCCUGUGACGGACGCCAAUAAGGAAGAGUAUCUGACGCUGCUGCUCAAGCACAAGAUGUUUGGCGCGGUACGUGAGCAGCUCGAGGCAAUGCUUCAAGGGCUGUACGACGUUCUGCCACGCACACUUCUGGCGGUUUUCGACUACCAAGAACUGGAGCUGCUUGUGUGUGGAGUACCGUCAAUCGAUAUGGCCGACUGGGAAUCUCACACCGACGUCCGCUACAUGCGUGCCGAGCAGGGGCUUAACAGACCGGCGGCCUCAGAACGCCAAGUCGUCAAGUGGUUCUGGGAAGCUGUGCGUGCUUUCUCGCAGGAGGAACGUGCUCGUCUUCUCCAGUUCGUUACCGGUACAUCUCGAGUGCCAGCUGAAGGAUUCCGAGCACUACUAAGCCACGACGGCCGCAUCCGCCGCUUUGGGCUUCAGAUGGUGGCAAUUGGAGCUCCUCCAGCUGGACUCUACCCGAAAGCUCACACGUGCUUCAACCGCCUGGACCUGCCUGUCUAUCGCUCUUACGAAGAGCUUGUCACGUACCUUACGCUCGUCAUUAACAUGGAGAUCACCGGAUUCACCAUGCAGUAAAAGAAAAACAAAUAUUUCCAGCCCAUGUCGAGAUGAACGUACAUGUAUCGAUAUAUCUAUAUGCUGUGCCAUUCGCAGCUGCUUAGUUGUUGACCGAGAACUUGUGGCCGC